UAACUGCCUUUUCUGUUAAGCUUGCGGGUAAAGUUACCGUUUUGAGCGACCAGCUUUGAAAUCGUAACACCCCUUAUUCCACUUUCCUCUAGAAAGGUCGGUUUACCUCGGUAUUCAUAAUAUAACACUUGGGAUUCCAACAUAUAUAAAAGUUACAGGCCACUGUGCGACUACUAUGGGAAUCAUGGCUUUCAAUCACCCUUUUCACUAAGUAUCCGCAAUGGCCAACAUUCCGAAAACCAUGAAGGCGUGGGUCGCCACUCGAGCCGGAGUAUAUAAAGAUGUUCUUGAGUUAAAGGCCAAUUGGCCGACUCCACCGCUACCGAAGGCUGGAGAGAUAAUGAUUAGAGUCUCUUACGUAGCGCUGAAUCCUGGAGAUAUCAAGUUGAUGGCGCUAAGGAUCCCAUGCAAACAAGACACUAUUCCCGGCAUGGACUUCGUUGGAGAAGUUGUCCAAGUCGGACCGUCGGCUUCGAAAUCUAACCUGGAUAUGGAUAUCGGAAUGGUCGUGGCGGGUACCGUGCCCGUGGCGAACAUAUUGUGUGGCACAGGUGUCCUAGCUGAAUACGCCGUGUUCCCUGCUCACAUGGCUGUAAUGAAGCCCGUAACUUUGGAUGAAUCUGUCGCACCUGGAAUUCUAGGAGUAGCUGGCCAGACUACGGCCGUGCUACUACGCGCGGCGGAUUUGAAGAAAGGUGAACGGGUAUUGGUGAAUGGUGCUAGCGGUGGGGUGGGUUCCAUCUUGCUCCAGGCACUCCGUGGGAUGAGUGUACAUGUUACAGGCGUCUGCUCGGCGAAGAACGAAGCUUUCGUUCGGAGGUUAGGUGCUGAAGAGGUUGUGGACUACACAGCUCGUGAAUCUCUCUACGACCAUCUCACUUCGCUAUACGCGGUAUCUUCGAAAGGUCCCUUUGACGUUGUUGUCGACUGCGUCGGGGAUGAAACACUUUAUCACCGCUCCCACGGGUAUCUGAAACCCGAUGGUAAAUUCCUUUCCAUCGAAGCAGGGCCUUUUGGAUUUCUUCAACAAUUCAAGAAUAAUUACUGGCCUGUCAUACUCGGGGGGACACCGGCUACUUUCAUAAACAUCCUUAGUAAGCCAAGCGGUUAUUCUGCUAAAGAGGUUGUGAACUUGUUCGAAAAGGGGUGGAUUCGGGAGGUUCCCGUAGACUCCACAUUCGAAAUGAACAAUGUUAUACAGGUAAAUUAUUAUAACGCUAAGGCGGAUCUAUGAAGCUAACAGUUUAUAUCUAGGCCUUUGAUAGGCUGGCCACGAAAAGGGCUGUAGGCAAAAUAUUCGUGAAGGUGAAUUAAAGAAUAGUGCACCGGAGGCAUAGUAGUCCACGGCUAUCUUUCAGCACAUCGCCUUUGAUAUACUAUGAGAACUAGCUAUUAUAACCCUACAUUAAUAUAGAGACGAGAUAACUAUGGGCUGGAUAUUUCGAUGUAUCAUAUUAAUGUGUUUAGGCCGGCUAUAAAACUUGCACGGCUGCCUGGCAAGUCGUUCAUCUAGCUACGAGGAAGGUUAUAAGGUUAGGAUUAGGAUUAGGGUUAGGGUUAAGAUUAGUAUUAGAUGAUUAAAAAAAGAAAAAAAUUAAAAUUAUAGAUUAGAAACUGAAAAAUUUAAAGAUCAUUAUAUUAACAC
Messenger RNA from Hypoxylon trugodes, 1645 nucleotides. RefSeq names its product zinc alcohol dehydrogenase. The transcript has 2 exons. Bases 221 to 1234 code for a protein of 337 amino acids. Gene Ontology annotation, molecular function: oxidoreductase activity; zinc ion binding. NCBI's taxonomy places the organism in Eukaryota, Fungi, Ascomycota, Sordariomycetes, Xylariales, Hypoxylaceae. The record is from RefSeq and is a predicted model, not a curated record. Gene Ontology annotation, cellular component: mitochondrion.